AUGGCAGAGAAAGAGAGGAAUAAUGAUGAAAGCAGAUGGGAGGUGGUAGGGAUGCUGCGUCCUGUGCGUCUCCAGCUUGCAGUUUCCUGGAGGUACGUGACCUGGCAGGCAAAAGCUGACAAUGAAGUGCUCCAGCGGAGGCUGUGGGCCUGGGAGAAGGCACUGGAGCAGGCACGGAAAGAAAAGCGAGACAUUCGUGAAGAAAUGACCCGGCAAUACCAGGAGCUGCAGAAGCAGACAGCAGCCCACAGCCAGUGCUUGGAGGCGAAGGUGAUCAUGAAAUGCCUGCAGGAGCAGCUCACCACCAGGCUCCAGGAGAGCCAGAAGGCCCAGGAGACUGCCAGCCAGGCACUAGCAGAGAGGGACAGGACCAUCGCCCAGCUGCAGGGCAAGCUCUAUGCCAUGGAGAGGGAGUAUGAGAAGAUCCUCCAUGGUAGCCUGGACCUUGUGCUGGCCAAGACAGAAGAGGCCAGCCAGGACUGGGAAGAGGUAGGAACAACCAUCGCUGUAGAGCACAAGGAAUGCUUACAGGAGUUCAGUCUCAGCCCCCUGGAGAUGUAG
Molecule: messenger RNA, 561 nt
Organism: Chroicocephalus ridibundus (black-headed gull)
Lineage: Eukaryota; Metazoa; Chordata; Aves; Charadriiformes; Laridae
Gene: DRC12
Product: dynein regulatory complex subunit 12 homolog
Source: RefSeq, a predicted model, not a curated record